Molecule: messenger RNA, 3099 nt
Organism: Arachis ipaensis
Lineage: Eukaryota; Viridiplantae; Streptophyta; Magnoliopsida; Fabales; Fabaceae
Product: protein PAT1 homolog
Biological process (GO): deadenylation-dependent decapping of nuclear-transcribed mRNA; P-body assembly
Cellular component (GO): P-body
Molecular function (GO): RNA binding
Source: RefSeq, a predicted model, not a curated record
UUAAACAAAUAAGUGAAAUAACCCACUCCAAAAUAAAAAAGAAAAACAAAAACAAACGCCAAACAAAAUUCUACGAUAAAUUUCGAUCAAUAUCUUCUCCGUCUUCGCCCUUCUUCGUCUUCUCCCAAUUCCACUCGUUGAAGUUUCGAUCUUUUUGGCAAUUUACCCUGCUUUUCAUGGUGGAUAUGGAUGUGUUUGGAGCUGGGGGUAAUCUUGGAGGAGCUCCUACCACAGAGGAUCUUAGGCAAUUAGGGGGUGCUUCCUCAGAAAAUGCAGUAUUUGAUGCAUCACAAUAUGACUUUUUUGGAAAAGAUUUUGUUGAGGAAGUGGAGUUGGGGGGUUUAGAAGAUGAAGAUGGUGAAUUGCCUCCCGUUGGAUUUGAUGAAGAGGAGGAGAUUUUUUUCAAUAGAGAAGAGGGUGACGAUUUAAGAUCUACUUCAGAGGUUGAUGAUCUCACAACAACAUUUUCAAAGUUGAACAAGGAUGUUAGUGGGUCAAGUGCUGGACUCAUUGGUGAACAUGGAUCAAGAGAAAAUUCAUCUGCUGCUGAACGGGCACAUAGGGAUGAUAUUUAUAAUUGGUAUGAUCAGCAUGAUUAUGACAGUGAAGGUGGUCAAGAUCUCAAAAGAUGGUCAUCACAACCACAUAAUUCAUUGGCUCUGUUACAAGAGUCUAAGGGCUUGUUGUAUAGAACAUCCUCAUAUCCUGAUCAGCAGCAACAUCAACAUUUUUCUAGUGAACCAAUUAUGGUGCCAAAAUCUUCUUUUUCUUCUUAUCCUCACUUUGGUGGCAUGCAACAACAAGAUUCCCCAAAUCAGAGCAUGGGCCAUCUGAAUAUCCCAUUUCAUGCUGGUGGGUCUCAGAUGCCAAUGUCGUCACCUAAUCAAUCUCAUUUGCCUAACUCCCAGAUCCCAUUGGCUGGCCUUUCCCAUGGGUCUCAUUUUGGUGGGAAUUUGCAUCAGUUUCCUAGUGGAUCUCCUGUUAAUAAUCGAAUGCCGAAUCAAUGGCUCAACCAAGGUGAAUUAUAUUCUGGAGAUCCUCCCAACAUUCUGAACAAUUUAUUGCAGCAGCAAUUACCUCUUCAUAAUGGAUCAAUACCUCCUCACUUAGUGACUCAGAUGCAGCAGCAGCAGCAGCAACAGCAACAGCAGCAGAGGAUGCGUCCCCCUCAGCCUUCAACAGGAUAUUUACCUGGUUUGCAGUCCCAUUUAUUUAACCCUAGUAUUUCCUCAGGUUUACCCUUUGAUCAGAUGGCUGGGCUAAUGGAACUAAGGGAUCAAAUACCAAAAUCAGCUCAAAGAGGUAGACAGAACUUUCGGUUCCCCCCUCAGGGUUUUGAUAUAAGUAACAUGAAGAGUAAUAUCGGAUGGCCUCGAUUUAGGUCUAAGCAUAUGUCAACUGAGGAAAUUGAGAAUAUUCUGAGAGUGCAGCUUGCAGCAACUCAUAGUAAUGAUCCAUAUGUAGAUGAUUAUUACAACCAAGCCUGUCUUGCGAAAAGAUCAGCAGGUGCUAAGCUGAGGCAUCACUUUUGUCCAAAUCAAAUAAGGGAACUCCCUCUGCGAGCCUCUACUAAUACUGAACAACAUGCAUUUCUUCAGGUUGAUGCUCUAGGAAGGGUUCCUUUCUCAUCAAUCCGGAGGCCCCGUCCUCUUCUAGAAGUUGAUCCUCCAAAUUCCUCUCCAGCUGGUGGCAAUGAGCAAAAUAUAUCAGAGAAGCCCCUUGAAAAGGAGCCAAUGCUUGCAGCAAGGGUCACAAUUGAGGAUGGUCUUUGUCUUCUUCUUGAUGUAGAUGAUAUUGAUCGUUUCCUACAGUUUAAUCAGCUUCAGGAUGGUGGAAUUCAGUUAAAACGGAAGCGGCAGAGUCUUCUGGAAGGACUUGCAGCAUCACUUCAGUUAGUUGAUCCACUGGGAAAGACUGGACAUACAGUUGGGCUUGCUGCAAAAGAUGACCUUGUGUUUCUCAGGAUAGUUUCUCUACCCAAGGGUCGGAAGCUUCUUGCUAAGUAUCUUCAGCUGCUUUUUCCAGGUGGUGAGCUAAUGCGAAUUGUGUGCAUGGCAAUCUUUCGUCAUUUGAGAUUCUUAUUUGGUGGUCUUCCCUCAGAUCCAGUUGCUGCAGAAACUGUAAGUAACCUUGCAAGGGUUGUUUCAAAGUGCAUCCGUGAAAUGGAUCUUGGUGCACUAAGUGCUUGUCUAGCAGCAGUUGUUUGUUCUUCUGAGCAGCCUCCUCUACGUCCACUUGGAAGCCCUGCUGGAGAUGGGGCUUCCCUUGUUUUGGUGUCUGUGCUUGAGAAGGCAACUGAACUUCUGACUGAUCCUCAUGCUGCUAGCCAUUAUAAUAUUGCAAAUCGUUCCCUUUGGCAGGCUUCAUUUGAUGAAUUCUUUGGCCUUCUGACCAAGUAUUGUGUGACCAAAUAUGACAGUGUCAUGCAAUCAUUGCUUGUUCAAGGUAUACCAAAUAUGGGUGGUAUUGGCUCAGAUGCUGCCAGAGCUAUUAGUAGGGAAAUGCCAGUUGAGCUCUUACGGGCCAGUCUACCCCACACUGAUGAUCGCCAGAAAAAGCUAUUGCUUGAUUUUGCUCAGCGCUCUAUGCCCGUAGUUGGAUUCAACAGUAAUGGUGGCGGUAAUGGCGGCCAUGUGAACUCGGAGUCAGUGCUGAGUUGAUUAUAAUCCAGAUUCCUGAAGGAGAUUGUCUUCGAAGUAAAAAAUGGCACCAAAUCACAUGGGGACAACCUUAUGCUUCUAAUUAUUUCAGAGCAAUUUCUGCUGUGGAAGUAUCAGGUUCAUCUGCCUUGGAAGUCUUGGCCUCUUCUUAUGUUUUACUUGUUAUAUUGCUGAUUUGCCAUGUAGAAUUUUGUGACAAAUUUGCAAUCAGGCCUAUUGUGUAUUAUGAUAAACUUGGCUUGAUAUGUUCCUCUUGUCUUGUCUUUUUCUUCUGACGGGGGAGCUUCCUGUUACGGGGUUGGUGGUCUUCUAGAGAGCAUGUAGUGGGGUAGUAUGUGCAGGAUUAGGUGUAAGUUUGGAUUCCCAUGGUCUUUUAAUAUUAUCAUACAAAGGCAUGGGGAUGGUUGUGUCCAUACCCCAUAUCUACCUUUAUAGGUAA